This is a messenger RNA of Chironomus riparius, 1099 nucleotides long. Lineage: Eukaryota; Metazoa; Arthropoda; Insecta; Diptera; Chironomidae. The record is from the annotation of a GenBank genome assembly.
CUUUUUAAACUGAAGAAAAAAACAAAAAUAUUGCCGCUGAAAAAAAGCUUAAUUUAAUUUUACUGUACGAACUAGACAUUUAAAUUAUAUAAUGGCUAAGAAAACAGAAAUUCAAAUCAACCAUCCACCAAAUGACACAAUUUCCUCAUUAAGCUUCGGUCCAGAAAACUCACAAUAUUUAAUUGCAAGUAGUUGGGAUGGGGGAGUUCGAUUGUAUGAUGUUCUCGGUAAUAAUUUAAGACAAAAGUAUGUCCACAAUUGUCCAGUUCUCGAUGUUUGCUUUCAAGAUCAAGUUCAUACAAUUUCAGGCGGUUUAGAUGGUGGAUUGAAGCUUUAUGAUUUAAAUACUAAUAGUGAAGCGAAUCUCGGCUCACAUGACAAUGCUGUAAAGUGUGUAGAAUUCUCUACUAAAAUGAAUGCAUUAAUAACUGGAAGUUGGGACACAACAGUUCGAAUAUGGGAUACACGUGAAAAGAGCUGUGUUGGAACGUAUGAACAAAAUAAUGGAAAAGUCUAUUCGAUGAGUGUCGUGGAUGAAAAGCUAGUUGUGGCUACAAGUGAUCGGAAAGUCUUAAUAUGGGAUUUAAGGAAUAUGGGAAGUUAUGUAGCACGACGCGAAUCAUCAUUAAAAUAUCAGACUCGUUGCAUCAGGAUCUUCCCAAAUAAAGAAGGAUAUGUUAUGUCAUCAAUUGAAGGACGUGUAGCUGUUGAGUAUUUCGAUAAUGACGCUGAAAUUCAAAAGAAAAAGUUUGCCUUUAAAUGUCAUCGACAGAAAGAAAAUAAUAUCGAAUUAAUUUAUCCUGUAAAUGCUCUCAGCUUUCAUAGUGGAUAUUCAACAUUUGCUAGUGGCGGUUCCGAUGGAUAUGUCAGUAUUUGGGAUGGAUUUAAUAAGAAGCGUUUAUGUCAAUUUCAUCAUUAUGAUACAUCAAUUUCUGCAUUAAGCUUUAGUAGUGAUGGAAGUACUCUAGCUAUAGGCUGCUCAUAUUUGGAUGAAUUAGAGAAACCACCAGAACCAAUGGCAGAUCCAAGCAUUUUUGUACGAUAUGUCAGUGAGCAGGAAGUGAAACCAAAAUAAUCAAAAAAAAAAAAUUCGUUUUAA